Molecule: messenger RNA, 756 nt
Organism: Phaeoacremonium minimum UCRPA7
Lineage: Eukaryota; Fungi; Ascomycota; Sordariomycetes; Togniniales; Togniniaceae
Product: putative family protein
Exons: 4
Coding region: 1-756 (251 amino acids)
Source: RefSeq, a predicted model, not a curated record
AUGGCGGCUCCAAAAGUCAUAAUCAUGAUGUCUGACUACGGCCAUGACCCAACAGAGACGGCUGGACCAUACACUGCCUUCAAGGCCGCCGGCUUUGAGGUUUCAUUUGUCACGGAGAAUGGCAAGGCGCCUGAAUGUGACAAGAGAAUGCUGCAAGGAGUGACACAGAAAUUACUCGGCGCCACGAAGGGGGUCAUCGACUUGUAUAACAAGAUGGCUCAGUCAGACGAACACCAGCAUCCUCUCUCAUGGUCGGCACCGGAUUUCUCCUUGGAUCCCUAUGAUCUUGUCUUUCUGCCUGGAGGUCACGAGAAGUCGGUCCGUCAGGUAAUCGACUCGGACAUAGUCCAUAGAUUAUUGGUCGACUACUUUCCCAAGACCCUCAAACCAGGAAAGAAGGCACUUGCUGCCGUCUGCCACGGGGUGAUGGUCUUAUCCGAGAGCAAAGAUGCCAAUGGCAAAAGCGUGAUUCACCAAGCCACUACCACGACCCUCCCAGCCCGCUUUGAACAGGUCGCAUUCUGGGGCACACGAGCCUUCCUCGGUGACUAUUAUAAGACCUAUGGUGCAAGAACUGACAAUGUAGAGACGUGUGUACGCAAGGCUCUAGCAGACACAAAGCAAUUCAAGAACAGCCUCGUUCCCACACCAUUUGUUGUCGAAGACGGGAAGUACAACUAUAUAAGCGCCAGGUUUCCGGGCGAUGUUGACCUGUUCUCGGAGAAGAUUGUAGAACUCGUUAAGAGCUUACAGUGA